AUGGAUGCUCGCAAGAGAGGACGUCCUGAAGCUGCUUCACACGACUCUAAUGGCGGAUUCAAGCGGUCUAAGCAAGAGAUGGAAUCAAUUUCAACUGGUUUAGGAAGCAAAUCGAAGCCAUGCACAAAAUUUUACAGCACUUCUGGAUGUCCGUUUGGUGAUAACUGCCACUUCUUGCACUAUGUACCUGGUGGGUACAAUGCUGUAGCGCAGAUGACAAAUCUCAGACCACCAAUUGCUCAAGUUUCCAGAAAUAUGCAAGAUUCUGGUGGUGCGGGUAGAUUCUCACGAAGAAGAGAUUCAGGACCAGGCCCUGUUUCAAGCUUUGGUGCUUCGGCAACUACCAAGAUCAGUGUGGAUGCUUCUUUAGCUGGUGCCAUCAUUGGGAAAGGUGGAGUCCAUUCCAAACAGAUAUGCCGUCAAACAGGGGUGAAGUUAUCGAUUCUAGAGCACGAAACAGACCCAAACUUGAAGAAUAUCGAGCUAGAAGGAACACUUGAACAGAUCAGUGCAGCGAGUGGGAUGGUGAGAGAGCUUAUAGGGAGGCUUGGAUCAGCUGCUGCUGCUGCAAGAAGACCUCAAGGAGUUGGUGGUUUUGAAGGGAAACCAUAUCCAGGGAACAACUUCAAGACGAAGCUCUGUGAUAAAUUCGCUGUUGGGAGUUGUACGUACGGAGAGAGAUGCCAUUUUGCGCAUGGUGAAGCCGAGCUGCGUAACUCAGGAAUCGCUUAG
Molecule: messenger RNA, 732 nt
Organism: Arabis nemorensis
Lineage: Eukaryota; Viridiplantae; Streptophyta; Magnoliopsida; Brassicales; Brassicaceae
Source: the annotation of a GenBank genome assembly